UACAAGCAAAUACUACCAGUCUACCACCAUUUACGUCGGUUGUACACCUGCCUGAGACAAUCAAAACCGAAAAAUUGUUUUCAAACUUAAAAUCCUCUCAGUCCAGUGUCGCCGGAAACUUCUGGAACUCUUUUUCCCGUCCCCGGAGAUGCCUCCUCCGUGAACCCUUACCUUCUUCAGACUCACAUUUUUAGCUUACUCUCUUGCUAUAGUACUAUUACUAUUUCCAUGGCGGAUGUGAUGCAUGAGGGCCAUAAUACGACCGGGGAUUAUGACAUAGAAUACCGAUCCAAAGACGAUGACGCCUGGUACAGUGCGAGGGUGAUCUUGGACAAUGACGAGAAAAGUUUAGUGGUAAAAUUGGAAGGGUUUUCAGAGGCUUCUGACCUGAAAUUUAGAGCCGACGAAUUUGAAAACCAGGCUGCAGUCGAGGAGUUCGUGAAGAGGUUCCGGUCGGUGUCGGAGCAGCUCCAGGACAGAGAUUGCUACCAGCUUGUUAAAGGCAAGAAGGUUUGUGCGGCGCUUAGCUUUGGACUCGAUGAUCUCCGAUAUUACGACGCUGUUGUGGACGAUGUUCGCCAUCAAGGACAUGUACUAAGAGAUGGAGAAGAUGAAUGUCGGUGCACUUUUAUUCUAUGCUGGCUGCAUGGUCCAAGAUCUGGCAAAUUGACAAUUGUUAAUAUUGCAAACAUAUGCACCAUCCAAGUUGCUGCUCCAGCUGACCUUAGUAUAGUUUCCUUUGCAAAAUUUGCAAAGCAGAAUGUGCAAAUAGCUUGCUCCAAAUCCUGCAUAGUCUCUACUUCAACAGUUGGAGGUCCAUCAAAACAUAAAGAAGUCAUUUGCUUGUCUUCCAGUGUGAAGUCUUCAGCCAAAAGCAGAUCGCAGGAUGAUGAUGCGGUUGAGAGUUUCUGUGGCAAUAGAGCGAAAGAUGAAGAAAGAGUCAGCCUCGGUGCCGAUGUUGAUGAAGAUAAGGGAGGAUAUGACACUGCUGAAUCUGGUCGUCUCCAUUACAUAUUGAUUGACAAUUUGGAGAAUGAUCUAUCAGCAUCAUCAAUUAGGCGAUUCAUUCAUGAAAAUACCUCUGUUUCACCUCAAGCAUACCUGUUUCCAAGUCGAUUAUCAGUGCCUUCUGCUAGUGGAGCUAUUGCUUCAACUUCCAAAAAGAGUCUUGAUCAGAUUUAUGAGUUUUUAAUCAAUCCUAACCACUUGAUUGUUUCUGCUAGGGGAAGGCCAUGGGUUAUAGGAAAGAUGGUGUUGAGUGGAGCAUUUCAAGCAACUCUAGGCAGCUUGCCUGAUGAAUCCCAGGAUGAGUUCAAGAAGGAAAGGUUGAUAAAAGAAUUACAAGUGGUCCCUUCAGGAACUGAAGCAUACAAGACAGCAAUGCAACUAAGGGAUCUAUAUAUUGACUUUGUGAAUCACGAGAAGCUGCUUUACAAGAGACUUGCUUUUGAAGAGUCAAGGAUUCUGAAGUCAUCUUCAUCUGUAGAGACUCGUAAUGGUGAUAAACGUGCCAAUGCGUGUGAAGGAUGCUAAUUGCUGCUGCAGAUUCACCUAGAGAUUUAUGAAAUUGACUUUGCAGUUAAUCAAAAUGUGGCUGCAAUCUUCAAAGCUGGAGAUGCCAAUUACACGCUAAACAAGUUCAGUUUGCGGAUUUCUGAAACAGUAUGUGGAUGACUAACUUGCUGCAGAUUUACACUAACUAUUUGCUUUUUAAUUCCUUGCUAAAAACUGUAGUAAAUCAUGGCAGCAACUGUUUUGAUUGAAAGAUGACAUUAGAGAUCUUCUGAUGUGUAUAGCUUGUGCUUAGUAUGUUGUUUAUGAUGCUCAUUUGAAGAUCUAAAAGCCUGGGUUCGGUUUGUCA
Messenger RNA from Coffea eugenioides, 1861 nucleotides. RefSeq lists its product as uncharacterized. Lineage: Eukaryota; Viridiplantae; Streptophyta; Magnoliopsida; Gentianales; Rubiaceae. The coding region runs from base 229 to 1533 and encodes 434 amino acids. The transcript is spliced from 7 exons. The record is from RefSeq and is a predicted model, not a curated record. Gene Ontology annotation, molecular function: chromatin binding.